CCCCCCGCCGCCGCCCGCUACCGCCGCUACGCGACUGCGAACGGCGCGGCGCGGUGCGGUCGCGUCCGCACUGAGCACUCCGCGUCAUUGAACAACAAGACUCGCUUGAUGGCAGCCGCCUUUUUGCCAAUAUGAAAACAAGAGUUCAGAGAAACACUGUUACAAAAUUCGCGAUAGUGGAAUUUAUAUGUUAUCUUUUUUUUUAAAUUAUUUAUUUUUAUAGUGUUACAAUAUAAAACGACUUUUAUUUAUUAGUGAAUUAUAGUAAAUUAUAUGUAAAAGCGCUUUGCGGGUGUCGUAAUCUUCGUGUAUCGCCCUGUGAUUGUUUUGUUUUAAAGUAGUCUAGACCUCUCUAUGCAAGUUUAGUGUCAGUGAUAAUUUUGGUGAUAAUGCAAGCAAAUUCACAACGAAUUUGCCAACGGCGAUAGUGUGAUCGAUGGUCUACAAGUGUACUCAACGACGUGAUAACACAGUCGUUAAAAGUAUCUUCGCUCAGUGACACUGGAAACAGAAGAUUACAGCCAACAUUUCUAAAAAUAAUGCUCUCGGUACAAGUGCCGGGGUGCGCGGGCAUGGAGCGGCUGGGCGCGCCGGGGGGGCCGCGUCUGCGCCACGACAGACACCACCACACAACACUGGAAUGGGAGAAGCAGCAGCGCCUGCAGGCGAUGGUGGGGCGGCUUCAGGAGAUGGUGGAACAGGAGUCCCGGGCACGGUCCGCCGCCGCCGCGGAGCGCCUCGGCCUGCCGCCCAGCAUACAGCUGCCGGACGGCGAGUACGGCCAGGACGCGCACCUGCAGCUCAGAGUCCCUUACCAGGUCCCAAGCAGAGCUGACCAGAAGCAGUUUCCAGCCACCACCGAACAAGUGCGUGAGCGACGUGCCCGAGUGGGCCGGCGAGGCGCGGCGGACGGUGGGGGGCAGCGGCGCGGGCAAGAAGGACGGGCUGCUGCAGAAAGCGACGCGCUGGUGGGUGCGCAUGCGCCCGCCUCCCGCCUACCUGCCGCCCUCUGCGCCGCCGCCCUGCGUCAUGGUGCCACGCCGCGCCGCGCCCUCGCCGCCGCCCGACGCGUGACGCCGCCCGCCCCCGCCACCUCUACCAUAUCACGCUUACAUUCCAUUAUCGGGACGAUCAGACUCGCAGUGCCGCGUCCCGGAGUAUUAUAGACUUGAUAAUUUAUUUAUUUGGGACUCGCGGUCGCGGGGCGCGAGCGCGUGCCUUGUGAUAUGUGCGCCGGACGGGGCGGGCCCGCCGCGCCUGCAGC
Messenger RNA from Aricia agestis (brown argus), 1264 nucleotides. Its product is annotated as protein TMEPAI. The record is from RefSeq and is a predicted model, not a curated record. The coding region runs from base 540 to 1166 and encodes 208 amino acids. Lineage: Eukaryota; Metazoa; Arthropoda; Insecta; Lepidoptera; Lycaenidae. The transcript has 4 exons.